GUUUCCAGUCGGACAUAUUUAGCGAAACACACAACUCGGUUCACGUGGGGGUGCUCAUCACGUCUCAGCUGCCGUUAAAGAGAUCACCAUGCCAAAGAAAAGCAAAGCAAAGACCGCAAAGAGAGGGAGCAGUGGCGACGAGCAGCUCCCUCCCAAACAGAGCAAGUUACAGCACGUGGAGACCCAAUCCCCCCUGUGCUUCGACAGCCCGGUCCGCCUGUUCGAGAGCCUCAUACAGCCCAUGGGGACGGAGCAGUUCUUCAGCGAGUACUGGGAAAAGAAACCCCUCCACCUGCAGAGGUCUGACCCCGACACAGCCUCCUACUACCAGUCCUUGUUCCAGUUGUCCGACCUGCCGAGCCUGUGCUCCGAGGACCUGGAGUACUGCAGGGACGUCAACGUCGUGCGCUGCAUCAACGGCAAGAAGAAAGUGCUCAACAAGCAGGGGAGGGUGAAGAGCGGCGCGCUCAAUAAGAGCUUCGUCCAGAGCAAGGCCACCAUCCAGUUCCACCAGCCACAGAGGUUCAAGGACGAGCUGUGGAGGAUCCAGGAGAAGCUGGAGUGUUUCUUCGGCGGCUUAGUGGGCUCGAACGUCUACAUCACACCACAGGAGUCCCAGGGACUUCCACCCCACUACGAUGACGUCGAGGUAUUCAUCCUGCAGCUGGAGGGGCAGAAGCGUUGGCUCCUCUACACCCCCACUGUUCCUCUGGCAGCAGAGUACAGCCUGGAGUCAGAGGAGAGGAUGGGCAGCCCGACCCAUGACAUUAUGCUGAAGGCAGGGGACCUUCUGUACUUCCCCAGAGGAACCAUCCAUCAAGCCAGCACCCCAGCGGGAGUGGACCACUCCACCCACUUGACUCUCAGCACUUACCAGAGAAUGUCAUGGGGAGAUUUGCUGUUGGACAUAUUUCCCAGCUUGCUGAGCGACCGCAGCAAGACUGAAGUCAGCCUGAGAGAGGGCAUGCCCAGAGGACUCUUGCUGGGCCACAGGGAAAGCCCCGACACCGGCAGGACGCUCGCCGCUGUCCUCAGAUCUCUGGCUGAUGAUUUGGACAACGGGACGCAGGAGGUCCGCUCCACUCACAUGAAGAGAGACUUCAUCAUGAACCGACUGCCCCCGCACGGCCAGCCGGAGCAGCUGGAACCAUCUGGGAAUAUUCCUGCCUUGGAGGAUAUGGUGUGCUUGAGGUUUAAAGACCACUUGGUGAUGACAGUGGAGCCCAGCCAAGAGAAAACAGAUGAGGCCACAGUGCAGCUGGUCUUUGUCUUGCACUCCUUGAAGAACCAGAGGCAGAACCACAUGAUGGGUGAGGGCUGUGACGAAGAGGAGGAAGAGCACCUCUCCAGGGGCCUGCAGUUCCCCCUGUCCCACCUCCAGGCGCUGCGGCAGCUCCAGCAGGCCCAGCAGCUGGCGGUGGCCCAGCUCCAGCUGCCCACACCGGAGGCCAAACUCAGCCUGGUCCUGGCCCUCUGGAGCGAGAGCCUGCUGGUCGUGCUGUAGCACACCUCGGCGUCAACAUAGCACUGGAGUGAAUCCAUAUCUGUUGAUGUGUAUGAAUACCUCCCAAAUAUUCCUCUUUGUCUGGUGUGUUAUGUGUUUUUGAAUAAAGCUGACAUUCGGGUGUAUCUCCAGUCACACAAGGGGUCAGCGGGAGACCCACCACAGGUUUGAUUUAUAGUUGAUAUUUGAUACCAAGAUGCUUCAUGCAUAGUAAUAUAUGAUUAAGAGGCAUCGUGCUGUGAUUAGAUUCUUCACCGUGGCUUUGCAUAAAUUCAGUGGUGAUGGCUGUGAACUGGAGGUCUGCAUGAUAAUAUGGAUGAUGGAUCUUCUGUUCGAACCUCGUCGGCCCUUCUGCUGGUUAUGUGCCAAUUGUUUAGAGUUGCCUAAAGCCCAAAACAUUAUUACAUUUAAAGCACCACUAAAUUAGUAAUGCAUAACCGUUUUGGAAAAAUAUUUUUGACUAAUGCAGGGACAUUAUCCCACAUAGUUGUGACAAAGUAAUUUUCACAUCCAAUGAUUUAAGUAGCGAGAUUUACUUUUACAUGGCACAUACCUGUCGCCCCACAUGGGGUUUUGGUUUGAGGUGUAAUUCUGAGUAUAGUUUAAUGUUUAACCAGAAGAAAAUCGCUUAAAAACAAACUCUUAUUUAAGCAUUUAAACCGACACCUGGUUUCUUAAUAGAGCGAUCUUUUAAAGAAAUGUCUGAAACGAAUAGUUCACUAAAAUGACCUUUAGUGUGUGAAUAUCCACGUGUUACCUUUAAUGCUGCGUCACAUCAAAAGCGUUGCACAUUUUUCACGCGAGUAGAUUCCACGCAAAGUCAACGCACAGACGCGAAUGGUUGCAUUGAUAAACAUUUUCACCAGGUGGCGCGAAUCGCCUGAAUUUCACACAGCGAAAAAUUCGCCCGAUGCUGAGUUGCAAAAGCGAAUCAGCAUUGAGACGCUCCGCCCGUCAUCACUGACGUCAUGCCGUCGGUGAAUCUAACUGGCUGCUGCUACUCUAGAAGCUCUGUAGAGUCUUUCAGACGGAGUCGGUGAAAUUCGUGAUGUUAUGUAUAUAUAUAUAUAUUAGGGCUGUCAAUCGAUGAAAAAAAAGUAACUAAUUAAUCACACAUUUUGAAAUUCAAUAAUCGCGAUUAAAAGUUUUUUUUCUUCUAAAGACUAAAUCUUCUAAAUGAACGAGUAAUCCCUUCAGACAGCGUGUAUUUUAGACACUUGUUUAAUUGUAUUCUUUUUUAAAGAUAAAACUUCACACAAAGCUGUGUUUUCAAAGAGGCUCCUACCUAUAAAGUACCAGCGAGGUAUUUAAUAUCGUGGAUGAUAAAUUGUUUCUUCAGUGAAACAUCCAGAUUAGUAAACGAAGGUGUAUUAGAGACCCCAUUGUUCCUGUCAUCUUUAACACUGAACAGCAGCAGAACAAGUGGCCUUGGUAAACUGACAAAUGUCACGUUAACCCUCUGGAGGCUGGGGGCAUUUUCUCGAUUUUACUAAAAAACAAUGUAAAUUCACCUUUUAAAGGCUUUUGCAUGUGACACAUCCCAGUGUUUCCACCACCAUUCUAUCAGGGUGAGGCCCCGCCCCCCUGUAAUGUUCUCUAUAGCGCCAGAUUACAGCAGAAGUAAUGUAAGGUUCGUUCCUUAAAGACGUCUUUGUUAUUUCAUUAAACUAAACGUCUGUUGUUGGUCGUCUCUACAGCAGCAUGUCA
Messenger RNA from Pseudoliparis swirei, 3211 nucleotides. RefSeq names its product ribosomal oxygenase 2 (gene riox2). Gene Ontology annotation, cellular component: nucleolus. Lineage: Eukaryota; Metazoa; Chordata; Actinopteri; Perciformes; Liparidae. The coding region runs from base 89 to 1504 and encodes 471 amino acids. Gene Ontology annotation, molecular function: histone H3K36 demethylase activity; histone H3K4 demethylase activity. The transcript is spliced from 10 exons. The record is from RefSeq and is a predicted model, not a curated record.